Aureobasidium uvarum is the source of this 615-nucleotide messenger RNA. The record is from the annotation of a GenBank genome assembly. NCBI's taxonomy places the organism in Eukaryota, Fungi, Ascomycota, Dothideomycetes, Dothideales, Saccotheciaceae.
AUGGCAUCAAAGAGCAAGGAACAUUGGGCUAAUACAUACUGCCGUACAGCUCGCCUCCAAGAAUACCAGGUCGUUGGCCGUCUGUUGCCCACUGACGCCAACCCCACCCCUAAGCUCUACCGCAUGCGCGUCUUCGCUCCCAACGAGGUCGUCGCCAAGAGCAGAUUCUGGUACUUCUUGUCUCAGCUGAGAAAGGUCAAGAAGGCAAACGGCGAGAUCGUCACCCUCAACAAGCGCCCCCAGAAGGUCAAGAACUUCGGUAUCUGGAUCCGCUACGACUCUCGCUCUGGUACCCACAACAUGUACAAGGAGUACCGCGAGAUGUCCCGCUGCGAGGCUGUCCAGGCCCUCUACCAGGACAUGGCCGCCCGCCACCGUGCCCGCUUCCGAUCGAUCCACGUACGUCCCUCUCUUGCUGGCCUCGUGUUGCCCGCCCUGGCUAAUCCGCUCCGCAGANUCAUCAAGGUCGUCGAGGUCGAGAAGGCCGAGGACAUCCGCCGCCCCUACAUCAAGCAGCUCCUUACCAAGAACCUCAAGUUCNCCCUUCCCCACCGCAUUCCCAAGACCGCUGGCAAGAAGGUCUUCGCUGCCCACCGCCCUGCCACCUUCUUCUAA